CGUGUUCCUCCCGCUGGGCCUCCGAGCUUCUCUCUUCUCCCGGUCCUCCCUACCUCGGGCGUGCGAGGGCUACGCGCAUGCGCAGCGCGCAGCUGUCAUCAGCGCACGGAAGAAGUCGUCCCGGGGAGAACGAGGGGUGGAAGCUCGGGAGUGUUCCUUCAGUCUGGGCAGCAGGGGCGAGAACGCAUAUCCGGCGCGCAGCGCAGUCGGCUGCCUCUCUUGGCUGCAGCCGCCCGAUCCUUUUCUCUCGGACAGCUGGAUUGAAAACGAACCACAAUGGCGACGGUCACAUCUGAUAGUCCUCCAAAUCCAAGUUGCAAAAUCAUGACUUUUAGGCCUUCAAUGGAUGAAUUCAGAGAGUUCAACAAAUACUUAGCAUACAUGGAAUCGCAAGGUGCUCAUAGGGCUGGAGUUGCAAAGGUUAUCCCACCAAAGGAAUGGAAGCCAAGAAAACAUUAUGAUGAUAUUGAAGAUCUGGUGAUUCCUGCUCCAAUUCAGCAGAUGGUCACUGGCCAGUCAGGGCUCUUCACACAAUAUAACAUUCAGAAAAAGCCAAUGACAGUGAAGGAAUUCAAGCAGCUGGCCAACAGUGACAAAUACUGCACCCCAAGAUACAUAGAUUAUGAAGAUCUGGAGCGUAAAUACUGGAAGAACUUGACUUUUGUGGCACCAAUUUAUGGAGCAGAUAUCAAUGGGAGCAUUUAUGAUAAAGGUAUUGAGGAAUGGAAUAUUGCUCAUCUUAAUACAAUAUUGGAUGUUGUAGGAGAAGACUGUGGAAUUUCUAUUGAGGGUGUGAAUACCCCAUACCUGUAUUUUGGCAUGUGGAAAACAACAUUUGCAUGGCACACUGAAGAUAUGGAUCUCUACAGCAUUAAUUAUCUCCAUUUUGGGGAGCCGAAGUCAUGGUAUGCAAUUCCUCCAGAGCAUGGGAAACGGCUUGAACGACUGGCUCAAGGAUUCUUCCCAAGCAGCUCUCAUGGAUGUAAUGCAUUUCUUCGCCACAAGAUGACUCUGAUUUCUCCCUCAAUACUGAAAAAGUACGGAAUUCCUUUUGACAAGGUUACACAAGAGGCAGGGGAAUUUAUGAUCACUUUCCCAUAUGGAUACCAUGCAGGAUUUAACCAUGGCUUCAACUGUGCAGAGUCAACAAACUUUGCAACCAUCAGAUGGAUUGAUUAUGGAAAAGCAGCGAAGUUGUGCACCUGCAGGAAAGACAUGGUCACAAUUUCCAUGGACGUUUUUGUGAGAAAGUUUCAGCCAGACAGAUACCAGCUGUGGAAACAAGGCAAAGAUUUAUAUACCAUUGAUCAUACCAAGCCGACUCCUGAAUCAACACCUGAAGUAAAGAUGUGGCUACAGAGAAGAAAGAAAAUAAGGAAACUUUCCGAUAGCAGCUUCCAGCACAACAGAUCUCGAUCUAAAAAGCUUAAAACUCCAGGGGACAAGAGACAAUCUGCUAUGGCAACUGGUGCAGAAAUCAAAGAGACUGAAGCAACUACUGAUGGCUUCAAGGUCAAUGAAAAACCAGAUGAAAAAGUGAGUCCGCUGAAUACAGAAGUGCCUUCUGGAGAAGAAGAAAGCAGUAGCAGAAUGCAGCUGGAUCAACAUUUAUUGGAUAAUGUCAAGGUUGCAGGAAGCAUCCUUUCAGAUUCAUUUUCCUGUCCUGUUCCUUUACGAAUGGAACCAAAAGCUGGUGAGGACAAGGAGGAUUCCAGUGACUCUCUCGUUGCAUUUGAAGAUUCAGGGGCCUGUGUGCCCACUUCAAAUAGCUGUAAGAAAGAAGAGAGUUUGAAAACUCAGUAUAAGUCUAAAUCAUCCAUACCAUACCUGAAGUGCCAGGAACAUAAUUCUGAGGCAGAAAGCCCAGCUAAAAAGGUGAAUGUCUCUACAGAGGAUGAUGUCAGUGACCUAGAAAGUGGAAGUAGCUUGAGUCGUGGUGAACUGCCAGUUGCAAAAAGGAAUGAAGAUGAUGACAUGGAAACAUCCAAUUCAUCAGAAGCUGAAGGAAAGAAAGUAUCUAAGAGCUGGCGUCAUCCACUAAAUAAACCCCCAGCUAGAUCUCCAAUGACUUUGGUUAAACAGCAAGCAACUAGUGAUGAAGAACUGCCUGAAACUGCAUUUACUGAAGAGGAAGUUCAAGAGACAGAGACAUGGGCUAGGCCUCUUGUCCACCUUUGGCAGACAAGAACACCUAAUUUCAAUGCUGAAAAAGAAUACAAUGCAUGUUGUGCAAAAAAGGAGCCCUACUGUGCAAUUUGCACUCUUCUCAUGCCAUACUACAAGCCAGAAAAUCUUGAUGAAGAAAAUUCUACUUACAAGGAAGCAAACUUAGAAGAAAAACUAGUGAUUGAAAAUGAGAAGUCUAGACCUCUUAUUCCAGAGAUGUGUUUUAUUUAUAGCGAAGAAAACACUGAAAACUCUCCAUCAAAUGCCUUAAUUGAUGAGGAUGGAACAAGUCUUCUUAUUUCCUGUGCGAAGUGUUGUGUACGAGUACAUGCAAGUUGCUAUGGUGUUCCUUCUCAUGAAAUCCAUAAUGAAUGGUUGUGUUCUCGAUGCAGAACAGAAGCAUGGACAGCUGAAUGUUGUCUCUGCAAUUUGAGAGGUGGUGCAUUAAAACAAACUACUGACAAGAAGUGGGCUCAUGUAAUGUGUGCAAUUGCCGUUCCAGAAGUCAGAUUUGGUAAUGUCACAGAACGUACACCGAUAGACACUAGCAGAAUACCUUUACAAAGAUUAAAAUUGAAAUGUAUUUUCUGCAGACAGAGAGUUAAGAAAACCUCUGGUGCCUGCAUUCAAUGUUCAUACGGACGCUGUCCAGCCUCCUUCCAUGUGACCUGUGCCCAUGCUGCAGGAGUGCUGAUGGAGCCUGAUGACUGGCCAUAUGUUGUCUACAUCACUUGUUUCAGGCAUAAGAUCAACCAAAAUGUGAGAACUAAAGCAUGUGAGAAGACCAUUACAGUUGGGCAGACAGUCAUCGCAAAACAUCGGAAUACAAGAUACUACAGCUGCAGAGUCAUUGGAGUGACAUCACAGCUUUUCUAUGAAGUCAUGUUUGAUGAUGGCUCUUUUAGUCGGGAUACUUUUCCUGAAGACAUCGUGAGCAGAGAUUGCCUAAAGCUGGGCCCACCUGCAGAGGGAGAGGUUGUUCAAGUGAAGUGGCCUGAUGGAAAGCUGUAUGGUGCAAAGUAUCUGGGACCAAACACAGCUCACAUGUAUCAGGUUGAGUUUGAGGAUGGUUCUCAAAUAUUAAUGAAGAGAGAAGAGAUCUAUACUCUAGAUGAAGAGCUUCCUAAAAGAGUGAAAGCCCGUUUUUCUACAGCGUCUGACAUGAGAUUUGAAGACACGUUUUAUGGAGCGGAUAUUAUCCUGGGAGAAAAGAAGAGACAGAGAGUACUGAGUUCCCGUUUUAAGAAUGAGUAUGUGGAUGAUCCAGGAUACCGCACCUUCUUAAAAAGCUCGUUCCAGAAGAAGUGCCAGAAGGGGCAAUAAAGGAAGUAAUGAAGAGACGAAGACAGACAGAAAGACACACACACACUGUUUUAGACUGGUUAUAGCUGACUAAGAAGUCAAGCAGCAUUAGUUGCAAUUGGUUUUGAGUUAAUUAAGCACUUGGUUUUACAGUGAGGCAGUUUAUAUGUAAGCCUUGUCAGAUAAAGUACUUGAGUUAUUACUUCUUCAGUUAAGUAAUAAAGAUUUUGUAAUACUUUUCAUUUUGAAACUAGGAGGGAAAACCAAGUGAGAGUAAAACGGAUUACACAGCGAUAGACUGAAGAAAAUUUUUGUUUGAAGUUAGUGGAAAAAUUCUCUUUGAGUAAUAGAAGAUUCACAGUCAGAAGAGGAGACACUUUAAUAAACAGAGACAAUUGCACUAGCUUAUUUUUUUUCUGCUAAUAGGGAAGGAUGUUAGGUUUAAUAAUAGCAGUUUUUGUAAAACAUUUUUAAGCAAAUACAAAUAUGUACGGGAUUAAGACAAACAAAAUCAGUUUUGAUUCGUACAGUGCUCUUCCUUUUUAUGUCACUACUGCUCUCAGUAGGGUUUGAUGUGGACUCAACUGUUGACUUAAAUAUUUUUGGCUUUUCAGAAAGGUAUCUUCAGCACAGUAAUGAUUUUUUGUACAUUUAAAGAGGCAGAUUUCUGCAAUUAUUUUUGAACUCGUUUUUCAUAAGAUCUAUAAAAAUAGCUAUUUGUAAAAUAUAAUUUUCUUUCAUUUUCUGUAUUGAAAAUUAGAGUUUAAAAAUAUAUGCUUAACAGGCUAGUUUUGAAUGAAUACAAAUGGUCUUCCUUUUAAAAUAAUGGUCUAUCACUGUAAUAAUAUUUUAAACAAAUAUAUAAAUAAAUGAUUUCCUUUUACUUGCAUCAUUUUGUCUCUUGACAUGAUUAUCAAUUCCAUCACCUCUGGUACUUAAAGGAAGGAGAAACUUCACUGUCUGCAGUAGACAUGUAGUUUCCUGAACACAACACAAACACAUGACUUAGUAUUCAAACAGUAACUUGAUAAAUGCUUUAAUUCCUUGUCUAUUUCUCUUCACUCUUUGGAAUCUUGAUCUUUUUGCAUAUUUCACAGAAAACAGCAUGUCUGAAUGCAUUUCCUGCCUAUUUGUCUGAAACACUUUGGUUUGUGAAACCAGAAGAGAGCUUUAUCAAAGUUACAUCAUCUGUUUCUUAUAAACUGGCCCAUCAGCAGGAUUUCUGACUUCCUGCCACGGGAAAAAAAAACACCUCUCUCAAAGUACAAUUUGAGCACUGCUGUUUCUCAGGCUCUGCUUCUAAUAAAGAACCAAAAAGCCAUAUAUAUCAAUAUAUGAACCCAAUGAAUUUUUCAUGACAAACCCAGUGCUUUGUUUGCUGAGGUGCACUGUUGCCCUUUGCAACGUUGUUGUUUCACUGUUGCCCUUUGCAUGAUUUUUAUUUGUUUGUUUAUUUUGAGUGGAGAGCAAAGUCUUCUCAUCUCCUGUGUGGCAUCUCCACUAUAAAUUUAAUUUUUCUGUGUUACAUUAACUAUUUAUUAUUUUGCAAUGAAAUCACUCAGAAUCCCUUCAGUCUUAGAAAUUGCUUAGCUGUGACAAUCAUAAUGUAUUUCUUACUGGCAUAUUUCUUUAGAGGUAGUGGGUUUCAGUGAGUACUGUCUGGCGUAUUUCAGAAUACCGGAGCUUUUUCCAGAGUUGUAAAAGAAAAAUUACCAGGGGUACUGUACCAAAAUGCAAGAUUGCUGCCCUCAUGAUAUAAAUACAGCUGGUGGCUGGUAAGUUAUUACAUAUAAUGUAAACACCAGUAAUAACUUCUUGAUAUUAAGUUACAUAACACUGUUCAAGGAUAAGAAUGAGAGUGUGAUCCAUCCAUCAUAAAGGUGAUAAGAAAUAUUACAUUAUUCUUCAGUUAAGUACAUGUAAACACACUUUGUAAAUAAAUAAAUGAGGCUGUGAGAUACUACACAGGCUAAAUGUUAAGUGCAUGUUCUUUGACUGCAUCUCAUGACCUAUUAGUCAAAACUGAAUAAAUAAUUACCCUGUCUGUACAAAAUGGAUGUAGAAUUUUUCUCUUCAGGUUCCUUGAGAUCUGCUAAUAGGAGUAAUUUCUGAAUGUUAUA
Molecule: messenger RNA, 5588 nt
Organism: Tympanuchus pallidicinctus (lesser prairie-chicken)
Lineage: Eukaryota; Metazoa; Chordata; Aves; Galliformes; Phasianidae
Gene: KDM4C
Product: lysine demethylase 4C
Exons: 22
Coding region: 277-3489 (1070 amino acids)
Biological process (GO): chromatin remodeling
Cellular component (GO): nucleus
Molecular function (GO): histone H3K9 demethylase activity; histone H3K36 demethylase activity
Source: RefSeq, a predicted model, not a curated record